This is a messenger RNA of Nicrophorus vespilloides, 1562 nucleotides long. RefSeq names its product neuroligin-4, X-linked-like. Gene Ontology annotation, biological process: neuron cell-cell adhesion; chemical synaptic transmission; postsynaptic membrane assembly. Gene Ontology annotation, cellular component: postsynaptic membrane; synapse; cell surface. Lineage: Eukaryota; Metazoa; Arthropoda; Insecta; Coleoptera; Silphidae. Gene Ontology annotation, molecular function: signaling receptor activity; neurexin family protein binding. The record is from RefSeq and is a predicted model, not a curated record.
GAUGGAACUCUUCAGGAGGAGACCUAAUUCAAGUCUGAACAGCAUCGAGGUUCCUACAACUGUCGAUACAAUGGUUACGACCUGCGUUAAUGUUCAAAGUAGUAACUUCAAUCAACAAUCCUUCCAAAACCAGAACACUUCCUCUGAUACUCUGGCUAGUCUCGAAGCUGCCGGAUAUGCUGCCUAUAGUACUGCACUUAGCGUAACGAUUGCUAUAGGAUGUUCUUUGCUCAUAUUGAAUGUACUAAUAUUCGCCGCCGUUUAUUAUCAGCGGGAUAAAACUAGGAUGGAGGUAAAGUCACUGCAGCAGCAACACAACAGGAACCAAGCGAAUUUCGAGACCAUUUCCAAGCAAGGCCACUAUCAUAUGGGCCAUUCGCAAAGUGGAAGUGUUAUGGUCGAUGUGGAACAAGACACAACUGCGAUGAUCCUAGCGGCAAACUCUCAACACGACGCCAAUAAAGUCCAACAGCACCUUUGCCCUCAAAACAUACAAAUAGCUAAUGCUCUGAAAGCACCUCCACCUAGUCCGAACGUUCUGCAACAGAACUGCAUGACUUUACCGAAGAACGCAAGUAGCUACAAUCCGAGUUACCAACAAGCUUGCAUGACUUUACCGAAGAAUGCCACCAUGCUCAACAACACCGCCUGCAUUGUAGCCGAAAUGCAGCAACAAGGAAUUGUACAACCACCCAACGGAAAUGCCACCAUGCACAUGAACGUGCCCAGACCACCUCCACCACCUAGGGCUAAGUCACCACCUGAAUCGCAACCUCUUCUCACGCACCACAACCAGAAGAACAUGAGACUCCCGCAUGCGGCCAUGAGUGAAAUGCGAGUGUGAUAAUUUACACGUGAACUAAUUGAAUGAUACAUACGUCCAAUUAUGUGAACACUCGUCUAGCCUAAAAAAAAAACGGGCCUCAUUCCUACAAGAUUUGUACAUACCAUAACAACUAAUUUAUUAUAAAUGUUUGUAUGUAUAAGCUCCCACUCUGAAACAUGCAUAUGAUGUAAACCUUCUUUUAUUUGUUAACACUAGAUCUUUAAAUUUUGUUACCCAUAUACCAUUAAUUCUAUUCUCAUGUUUAUAUAAUUUAUCUAUACUGUUAACUAAUUAUAAUCCAUUUUUGUUUAAUCGAAGAGGAAAACGUGAAGGAAACUGCCACUUAUCAUCAACAAUUUUAUACAACAUUCAUUUCCCGUGCCAAAAUAUGAACACACAUCCAUUUCGUGCGCCGAAGCAAAAUAUUCCCCCACCUACAUAAGUUCGUAAAAGAAAGUGUUUUAGAUAAAACAAGGACAAUCUACUUUAUCAGCGAAAGUAAACAACAAGAUGAAGGAAACAAAAACAAACAGGAAGGAGAUAAAUACAACUUGUAAAUAUAUUAUAAACAGUAGAAGCGUUUCAAACUUCAACGAAAAAUUAGUCUACUUAAUUAGCUUUAAUUAAUGAUUUAUAUAGGACCUGUAUAUAAAAUAUAUGAAAAAAACCAAUGGAAUAUUUGGAACACAAUUAAACAAAUUACACAAUUGUAUAACGGUUUGAUCAAGAAGAAGAA